AUGUGUCCGUACAGAUGUCCCAACCAUCAUCUUCGCUGUGGCAGUUCAACCGUCGCCCUUCCCCUGCCCCAGGAGGACUCAAUCCAUUUCUUGAAUGGUUCGGUCCUCCACGGGGGUCACUUGUACCCCCCGGAGUUGCAUUGGAAAGAGGCAGACGUGACAUACGGUUGUUUCUGCCAAAUUAAUGAGAGUAGCCCGUGUCUAGUGAAAUGUUGCGAUGAAAAUCAAGUUCUAAGUGAUUCAGUUGUAUCUAAGUGUGUGCCGAGGGCCAAUGGGACGUUAGGCCUCAGGCUGAGGCCUGAGAACCUCCACGAGGAUGUGAGGCAUGUCGAGAACGUCAGCGAUCACUUCAGGAUCUUCACCAAGGAGAUAUGUCCAGGGGUGAGAAGUCGUUUGGAACCGGAAAAUAUUCCUGAAGACAACUUCACGCUGUACGGUAAUGGAAGCCUUUACGCGUUGGACCAGCUGAUGUAUCAGGGUGGAUUCUGCGUUGACUGGGACGAAGAGAAUAUCCUACGAGUUCUUGUCUGUCUCACUGCUGAUCCGGAGCCAGUCACUGUCGAGGAAUCCAUUUACAGACUCGGGAUCAUUGUUUCGAUUCCAUUUCUUGUGGCCACCUUCAUGGUAUAUGCUGUCAUUCCGGAACUGAGGAGUUUAUAUGGAAUGACGCUGAUGUGUUACGUUGGGUGUCUUAUCGCUGCUUAUGUGCUGCUGGUGAUUAAUCAGACCUUUGUUUAUUAUGGAAGCAUUCUCUGCACCAUCAUCGGUAAGUUUUUAGAGGAUUUGGAGAGAGAAUAG
This is a messenger RNA of Diachasmimorpha longicaudata, 798 nucleotides long. RefSeq names its product G-protein coupled receptor Mth2-like. The coding region runs from base 1 to 798 and encodes 265 amino acids. The transcript is spliced from 2 exons. The record is from RefSeq and is a predicted model, not a curated record. Lineage: Eukaryota; Metazoa; Arthropoda; Insecta; Hymenoptera; Braconidae. Gene Ontology annotation, molecular function: G protein-coupled receptor activity.